GAAAUACAAGAUUAAACAGGAAAGAGACACACUGGAAAUGACCAAGGCUGAGAUUCAAUUGGAGAAAGAAGAUGCAAACAAACUGUCAGAGGAGAUUAAAGCACAGAAAACCAAGAUGAAAGAGAUGACCCUUCAGCUUGACACAGAAAGAGACCAACUUGACAACAGCAUGAACAAAAUAUCCUUGAAACAACAAGAACAAGAGCUCAAGGAAGCUGAGCUUCAAGGGCUGCAAGAGCAAAUGGAGAGCACCCAGCGCAGUGUACUUUCAGCAAGACAAGAACUGGAAGAUCUGAAGAACACUCUCAACAAGCAGAAGGAUGAAGUGGAAGCUGGCAUGACCAUCAUCAGGGAAGAGAGACAACAACUCAAUCAGAUAAAGAUGGAUUUGGAGAGGGGAAGAGAAAUGCUCAUAACCGAAAAGCAGAAAAUAAGGUCUGAGGAGGAGGACCUGGUGAACAAAAUGAAACCAAUGGAAUUGCUCAAAGUCAAACUUCAACAGCUGAAUGAAAAGAUGAGUUUAGACCUGAAAAACAAAAUGGACAGUCUGCAGCAGAAAAAUGAAGAUCUGCAAAAGCUGUACUGUGGAUUGGAGCAGGGGUUAGUCCUACUCAACGACAAGAAAGAACACAUGGAUGGUUACACCCAGCUGUUAGACAGAGAAAGGACAAGUCUGAAAAGUCUUGUGUCAGACAUGGCCACCCAGAAAGAAGAAUUGGACAAACCAAUGCAGCUGAAGUUGGAGGCUGACAAACUUGAUCUUGAGAAACUAAAGGCAGAGCUGAGGAAAGAGAAAGAUGACCUGAACGAAGAGAAGGAAAUCUUGGCCAAGGAAAAACUGGAAUUGGAACUGAUGAGAUGUGACAUCCAGAAACAAAGUGACCUCCUGGAAGAAGAGAAAUACAAGAUUAAACAGGAAAGAGACACACUGGAAAUGACCAAGGCUGAGAUUCAAUUGGAGAAAGAAGAUGCAAACAAACUGUCAGAGGAGAUUAACGCACAGAAAACCAAGAUGAAAGAGAUGACCCUUCAGCUUGACACAGAAAGAGACCAACUUGACAACAGCAUGAACAAAAUAUCCUUGAAACAACAAGAACAAGAGCUCAAGGAAGCUGAGCUUCAAGUGCUGCAAGAGCAAAUGGAGAGCACCCAGCGCAGUGUACUUUCAGCAAGACAAGAACUGGAAGAUCUGAAGAACACUCUCAACAAGCAGAAGGAUGAAGUGGAAGCUGGCAUGACCAUCAUCAGGGAAGAGAGACAACAACUCAAUCAGAUAAAGAUGGAUUUGGAGAGGGGAAGAGAAAUGCUCAUAACCGAAAAGCAGAAAAUAAGGUCUGAGGAGGAGGACCUGGUGAACAAAAUGAAACCAAUGGAAUUGCUCAAAGUCAAACUUCAACAGCUGAAUGAAAAGAUGAGUUUAGACCUGAAAAACAAAAUGGACAGUCUGCAGCAGAAAAAUGAAGAUCUGCAAAAGCUGUACUGUGGAUUGGAGCAGGGGUUAGUCCUACUCAACGACAAGAAAGAACACAUGGAUGGUUACACCCAGCUGUUAGACAGAGAAAGGACAAGUCUGAAAAGUCUUGUGUCAGACAUGGCCACCCAGAAAGAAGAAUUGGACAAACCAAUGCAGCUGAAGUUGGAGGCUGACAAACAUGAUCUUGAGAAACUAAAGGCAGAGCUGAGGAAAGAGAAAGAUGACCUGAACGAAGAGAAGGAAAUCUUGGCCAAGGAAAAACUGGAAUUGGAACUGAUGAGAUGUGACAUCCAGAAACAAAGUGACCUCCUGGAAGAAGAGAAAUACAAGAUUAAACAGGAAAGAGACACACUGGAAAUGACCAAGGCUGAGAUUCAAUUGGAGAAAGAAGAUGCAAACAAACUGUCAGAGGAGAUUAAAGCACAGAAAACCAAGAUGAAAGAGAUGACCCUUCAGCUUGACACAGAAAGAGACCAACUUGACAACAGCAUGAACAAAAUAUCCUUGAAACAACAAGAACAAGAGCUCAAGGAAGCUGAGCUUCAAGGGCUGCAAGAGCAAAUGGAGAGCACCCAGCGCAGUGUACUUUCAGCAAGACAAGAACUGGAAGAUCUGAAGAACACUCUCAACAAGCAGAAGGAUGAAGUGGAAGCUGGCAUGACCAUCAUCAGGGAAGAGAGACAACAACUCAAUCAGAUAAAGAUGGAUUUGGAGAGGGGAAGAGAAAUGCUCAUAACCGAAAAGCAGAAAAUAAGGUCUGAGGAGGAGGACCUGGUGAACAAAAUGAAACCAAUGGAAUUGCUCAAAGUCAAACUUCAACAGCUGAAUGAAAAGAUGAGUUUAGACCUGAAAAACAAAAUGGACAGUCUGCAGCAGAAAAAUGAAGAUCUGCAAAAGCUGUACUGUGGAUUGGAGCAGGGGUUAGUCCUACUCAACGACAAGAAAGAACACAUGGAUGGUUACACCCAGCUGUUAGACAGAGAAAGGACAAGUCUGAAAAGUCUUGUGUCAGACAUGGCCACCCAGAAAGAAGAAUUGGACAAACCAAUGCAGCUGAAGUUGGAGGCUGACAAACAUGAUCUUGAGAAACUAAAGGCAGAGCUGAGGAAAGAGAAAGAUGACCUGAACGAAGAGAAGGAAAUCUUGGCCAAGGAAAAACUGGAAUUGGAACUGAUGAGAUGUGACAUCCAGAAACAAAGUGACCUCCUGGAAGAAGAGAAAUACAAGAUUAAACAGGAAAGAGACACACUGGAAAUGACCAAGGCUGAGAUUCAAUUGGAGAAAGAAGAUGCAAACAAACUGUCAGAGGAGAUUAAAGCACAGAAAACCAAGAUGAAAGAGAUGACCCUUCAGCUUGACACAGAAAGAGACCAACUUGACAACAGCAUGAACAAAAUAUCCUUGAAACAACAAGAACAAGAGCUCAAGGAAGCUGAGCUUCAAGGGCUGCAAGAGCAAAUGGAGAGCACCCAGCGCAGUGUACUUUCAGCAAGACAAGAACUGGAAGAUCUGAAGAACACUCUCAACAAGCAGAAGGAUGAAGUGGAAGCUGGCAUGACCAUCAUCAGGGAAGAGAGACAACAACUCAAUCAGAUAAAGAUGGAUUUGGAGAGGGGAAGAGAAAUGCUCAUAACCGAAAAGCAGAAAAUAAGGUCUGAGGAGGAGGACCUGGUGAACAAAAUGAAACCAAUGGAAUUGCUCAAAGUCAAACUUCAACAGCUGAAUGAAAAGAUGAGUUUAGACCUGAAAAACAAAAUGGACAGUCUGCAGCAGAAAAAUGAAGAUCUGCAAAAGCUGUAUUCUGGAUUGGAGCAGGGGUUAGUCCUACUCAACGACAAGAAAGAACACAUGGAUGGUUACACCCAGCUGUUAGACAGAGAAAGGACAAGUCUGAAAAGUCUUGUGUCAGACAUGGCCACCCAGAAAGAAGAAUUGGACAAACCAAUGCAGCUGAAGUUGGAGGCUGACAAACUUGAUCUUGAGAAACUAAAGGCAGAGCUGAGGAAAGAGAAAGAUGACCUGAACGAAGAGAAGGAAAUCUUGGCCAAGGAAAAACUGGAAUUGGAACUGAUGAGAUGUGACAUCCAGAAACAAAGUGACCUCCUGGAAGAAGAGAAAUACAAGAUUAAACAGGAAAGAGACACACUGGAAAUGACCAAGGCUGAGAUUCAAUUGGAGAAAGAAGAUGCAAACAAACUGUCAGAGGAGAUUAAAGCACAGAAAACCAAGAUGAAAGAGAUGACCCUUCAGCUUGACACAGAAAGAGACCAACUUGACAACAGCAUGAACAAAAUAUCCUUGAAACAACAAGAACAAGAGCUCAAGGAAGCUGAGCUUCAAGGGCUGCAAGAGCAAAUGGAGAGCACCCAGCGCAGUGUACUUUCAGCAAGACAAGAACUGGAAGAUCUGAAGAACAAUCUCAACAAGCAGAAGGAUGAAGUGGAAGCUGGCAUGACCAUCAUCAGGGAAGAGAGACAACAACUCAAUCAGAUAAAGAUGGAUUUGGAGAGGGGAAGAGAAAUGCUCAUAACCGAAAAGCAGAAAAUAAGGUCUGAGGAGGAGGACCUGGUGAACAAAAUGAAACCAAUGGAAUUGCUCAAAGUCAAACUUCAACAGCUGAAUGAAAAGAUGAGUUUAGACCUGAAAAACAAAAUGGACAGUCUGCAGCAGAAAAAUGAAGAUCUGCAAAAGCUGUACUCUGGAUUGGAGCAGGGGUUAGUCCUACUCAACGACAAGAAAGAACACAUGGAUGGUUACACCCAGCUGUUAGACAGAGAAAGGACAAGUCUGAAAAGUCUUGUGUCAGACAUGGCCACCCAGAAAGAAGAAUUGGACAAACCAAUGCAGCUGAAGUUGGAGGCUGACAAACUUGAUCUUGAGAAACUAAAGGCAGAGCUGAGGAAAGAGAAAGAUGACCUGAACGAAGAGAAGGAAAUCUUGGCCAAGGAAAAACUGGAAUUGGAACUGCUGAGAUGUGACAUCCAGAAACAAAGUGACCUCCUGGAAGAAGAGAAAUACAAGAUUAAACAGGAAAGAGACACACUGGAAAUGACCAAGGCUGAGAUUCAAUUGGAGAAAGAAGAUGCAAACAAACUGUCAGAGGAGAUUAACGCACAGAAAACCAAGAUGAAAGAGAUGACCCUUCAGCUUGACACAGAAAGAGACCAACUUGACAACAGCAUGAACAAAAUAUCCUUGAAACAACAAGAACAAGAGCUCAAGGAAGCUGAGCUUCAAGCGCUGCAAGAGCAAAUGGAGAGCACCCAGCGCAGUGUACUUUCAGCAAGACAAGAACUGGAAGAUCUGAAGAACACUCUCAACAAGCAGAAGGAUGAAGUGGAAGCUGGCAUGACCAUCAUCAGGGAAGAGAGACAACAACUCAAUCAGAUAAAGAUGGAUUUGGAGAGGGGAAGAGAAAUGCUCAUAACCGAAAAGCAGAAAAUAAGGUCUGAGGAGGAGGACCUGGUGAACAAAAUGAAACCAAUGGAAUUGCUCAAAGUCAAACUUCAACAGCUGAAUGAAAAGAUGAGUUUAGACCUGAAAAACAAAAUGGACAGUCUGCAGCAGAAAAAUGAAGAUCUGCAAAAGCUGUACUGUGGAUUGGAGCAGGGGUUAGUCCUACUCAACGACAAGAAAGAACACAUGGAUGGUUACACCCAGCUGUUAGACAGAGAAAGGACAAGUCUGAAAAGUCUUGUGUCAGACAUGGCCACCCAGAAAGAAGAAUUGGACAAACCAAUGCAGCUGAAGUUGGAGGCUGACAAACUUGAUCUUGAGAAACUAAAGGCAGAGCUGAGGAAAGAGAAAGAUGACCUGAACGAAGAGAAGGAAAUCUUGGCCAAGGAAAAACUGGAAUUGGAACUGAUGAGAUGUGACAUCCAGAAACAAAGUGACCUCCUGGAAGAAGAGAAAUACAAGAUUAAACAGGAAAGAGACACACUGGAAAUGACCAAGGCUGAGAUUCAAUUGGAGAAAGAAGAUGCAAACAAACUGUCAGAGGAGAUUAACGCACAGAAAACCAAGAUGAAAGAGAUGACCCUUCAGCUUGACACAGAAAGAGACCAACUUGACAACAGCAUGAACAAAAUAUCCUUGAAACAACAAGAACAAGAGCUCAAGGAAGCUGAGCUUCAAGUGCUGCAAGAGAAAAUGGAGAGCACCCAGCGCAGUGUACUUUCAGCAAGACAAGAACUGGAAGAUCUGAAGAACAAUCUCAACAAGCAGAAGGAUGAAGUGGAAGCUGGCAUGACCAUAAUCAGGGAAGAGAGACAACAACUCAAUCAGAUAAAGAUGGAUUUGGAGAGGGGAAGAGAAAUGCUCAUAACCAAAAACCAGAAAAUAAGGUCUGAGGAGGAGGACCUGGUGAACAAAAUGAAACCAAUGGAAUUGCUCAAAGUCAAACUUCAACAGCUGAAUGAAAAGAUGAAUUUAGACCUGAAAAACAAAAUGGACAGUCUGCAGCAGAAAAAUGAAGAUCUGCAAAAGCUGUACUGUGGAUUGGAGCAGGGCUUAGUCCUACUCAACAGCAAGAAAGAACACAUGGAUGGUUACACCCAGCUGUUAGACAGAGAAAGGACAAGUCUGAAAAGUCUUGUGUCAGACAUGGCCACCCAGAAAGAAGAAUUGGACAAACCAAUGCAGCUGAAGUUGGAGGCUGACAAACAUGAUCUUGAGAAACUAAAGGCAGAGCUGAGGAAAGAGAAAGAUGACCUGAACGAAGAGAAGGAAAUCUUGGCCAAGGAAAAACUGGAAUUGGAACUGAUGAGAUGUGACAUCCAGAAACAAAGUGACCUCCUGGAAGAAGAGAAAUACAAGAUUAAACAGGAAAGAGACACACUGGAAAUGACCAAGGCUGAGAUUCAAUUGGAGAAAGAAGAUGCAAACAAACUGUCAGAGGAGAUUAACGCACAGAAAACCAAGAUGAAAGAGAUGACCCUUCAGCUUGACACAGAAAGAGACCAACUUGACAACAGCAUGAACAAAAUAUCCUUGAAACAACAAGAACAAGAGCUCAAGGAAGCUGAGCUUCAAGUGCUGCAAGAGCAAAUGGAGAGCACCCAGCGCAGUGUACUUUCAGCAAGACAAGAACUGGAAGAUCUGAAGAACAAUCUCAACAAGCAGAAGGAUGAAGUGGAAGCUGGCAUGACCAUCAUCAGGGAAGAGAGACAACAACUCAAUCAGAUAAAGAUGGAUUUGGAGAGGGGAAGAGAAAUGCUCAUAACCGAAAAGCAGAAAAUAAGGUCUGAGGAGGAGGACCUGGUGAACAAAAUGAAACCAAUGGAAUUGCUCAAAGUCAAACUUCAACAGCUGAAUGAAAAGAUGAGUUUAGACCUGAAAAACAAAAUGGACAGUCUGCAGCAGAAAAAUGAAGAUCUGCAAAAGCUAUACUGUGGAUUGGAGCAGGGGUUAGUCCUACUCAACGACAAGAAAGAACACAUGGAUGGUUACACCCAGCUGUUAGACAGAGAAAGGACAAGUCUGAAAAGUCUUGUGUCAGACAUGGCCACCCAGAAAGAAGAAUUGGACAAACCAAUGCAGCUAAAGUUGGAGGCUGACAAACUUGAUCUUGAGAAACUACAGGCAGAGCUGAGGAAAGAGAAAGAUGACCUGAACGAAGAGAAGGAAAUCUUGGCCAAGGAAAAACUGGAAUUGGAACUGAUGAGAUGUGACAUCCAGAAACAAAGUGACCUCCUGGAAGAAGAGAAAUACAAGAUUAAACAGGAAAGAGACACACUGGAAAUGACCAAGGCUGAGAUUCAAUUGGAGAAAGAAGAUGCAAACAAACUGUCAGAGGAGAUUAACGCACAGAAAACCAAGAUGAAAGAGAUGACCCUUCAGCUUGACACAGAAAGAGACCAACUUGACAACAGCAUGAACAAAAUAUCCUUGAAACAACAAGAACAAGAGCUCAAGGAAGCUGAGCUUCAAGUGCUGCAAGAGAAAAUGGAGAGCACCCAGCGCAGUGUACUUUCAGCAAGACAAGAACUGGAAGAUCUGAAGAACACUCUCAACAAGCAGAAGGAUGAAGUGGAAGCUGGCAUGACCAUCAUCAGGGAAGAGAGACAACAACUCAAUCAGAUAAAGAUGGAUUUGGAGAGGGGAAGAGAAAUGCUCAUAACCGAAAAGCAGAAAAUCAGGUCUGAGGAGGAGGACCUGGUGAACAAAAUGAAACCAAUGGAAUUGCUCAAAGUCAAACUUCAACAGCUGAAUGAAAAGAUGAGUUUAGACCUGAAACACAAAAUGGACAGUCUGCAGCAGAAAAAUGAAGAUCUGCAAAAGCUGUAUUCUGCAUUGGAGCAGGGGUUAGUCCUACUCAACGACAAGAAAGAACACAUGGAUGGUUACACCCAGCUGUUAAACAGAGAAAGGACAAGUCUGAAAAGUCUUGUGUCAGACAUGGCCACCCAGAAAGAAGAAUUGGACAAACCAAUGCAGCUGAAGUUGGAGGCUGACAAACUUGAUCUUGAGAAACUAAAGGCAGAGCUGAGGAAAGAGAAAGAUGACCUGAACGAAGAGAAGGAAAUCUUGGCCAAGGAAAAACUGGAAUUGGAACUGAUGAGAUGUGACAUCCAGAAACAAAGUGACCUCCUGGAAGAAGAGAAAUACAAGAUUAAACAGGAAAGAGACACACUGGAAAUGACCAAGGCUGAGAUUCAAUUGGAGAAAGAAGAUGCAAACAAACUGUCAGAGGAGAUUAACGCACAGAAAACCAAGAUGAAAGAGAUGACCCUUCAGCUUGACACAGAAAGAGACCAACUUGACAACAGCAUGAACAAAAUAUCCUUGAAACAACAAGAACAAGAGCUCAAGGAAGCUGAGCUCCAAGCGCUGCAAGAGAAAAUGGAGAGCACCCAGCGCAGUGUACUUUCAGCAAGACAAGAACUGGAAGAUCUGAAGAACAAUCUCAACAAGCAGAAGGAUGAAGUGGAAGCUGGCAUGACCAUCAUCAGGGAAGAGAGACAACAACUCAAUCAGAUAAAGAUGGAUUUGGAGAGGGGAAGAGAAAUGCUCAUAACCGAAAAGCAGAAAAUAAGGUCUGAGGAGGAGGACCUGGUGAACAAAAUGAAACCAAUGGAAUUGCUCAAAGUCAAACUUCAACAGCUGAAUGAAAAGAUGAGUUUAGACCUGAAACACAAAAUGGACAGUCUGCAGCAGAAAAAUGAAGAUCUGCAAAAGCUGUACUUCUGGAUUGGAGCA
This is a messenger RNA of Notolabrus celidotus (New Zealand spotty), 8671 nucleotides long. Its product is annotated as centromere-associated protein E-like. The transcript has a single exon. NCBI's taxonomy places the organism in Eukaryota, Metazoa, Chordata, Actinopteri, Labriformes, Labridae. The record is from RefSeq and is a predicted model, not a curated record. The annotation marks the transcript as partial.